AUGCUUGUCAGAGAUUCGCUGAGCCGGCUGGUGAGCCGCAAGAGCCAGCUCGUGGACCACCACUUCUUGUCGUUGGCUGCGCUCAUGGAUGACAUCACCCGCACAGAGGCAAAGCUCGCAGACAGGUACACGGCAUUUGCAGAGGCGCUGCAAGCGUACAGCGAGGAGGAAAGCCCAGGCAUACGCAAGUCCCUCUCCAAGUAUGGCGCCAUGCUGGAAAAGGCACAGGACCAACGCAGAAAACUGGCAAAUCGGUGCAGCUCAAAAGUGGCCGAGGCCCUCCGCGAGUUUGCCACCAAGACGAAAGACAUCCGCGAUGAGCUGCAGACGAGGGACAAGUUGAAGAACAAGAAGGAGCUGAAGAAGAAGGCACUCGACAAGCUUCGGUCAAAGGAAUCCAGCGCAACCAAGGCAUUGAAUGACGCAAAGCUGGACCACGCCUCUGCAAAAGCAGCGGUGUUGGAGAGCGACAAAGGGCUUGCGCGCAGCAUUGUCGAGUUUGAGGGCAGAAAGCUCGACUGCUUGCGGGAUCUGAUGCAUGAUUUUCUUGAGGCGCAAUUGAUUCUGUGCUGUCGCACACUGGAACGCCUCUCCUCUGGCCAGCGCUACAUCGACUACAUCAACCCAGACGAAGACCUCAAGGAGGUGACCACCAUGGAGAAAUCAAUCAACGACACUGGGAGGCGUAAGAACAAGGACGGGCGCAGAGGAAAGCGUGGCGGGCGGCGCACACGCGGCAGCAGCGGUGACGACAACGACCACAGCCACGACGACGCAAGCGAUGUCAGCGAUGGUGGUAAAGACAGACGACGGCGUGGACAUAAGGGCAGGCACCGUGGUGGCGGUGGUGGCGACUCGCAUUACGAUUCACGCGACGACGACGACGAUGAGGAUGAGGAUGAGGAGGACGUGGACAACGCGAGCACGAUUGGGCGGCGCAGUCCUCCGAAGAAAGGACGCAACAAAGGGAGGAACAACAGCGAGUCGAGCGACGUGUCUGAGCUGUCGAUGGAAGAGGAUGGCCGGUCCUCCCCGCGCAUCCGGCGCAGGCGCACUAUCAAGGGGUUCACAUAG
Salpingoeca rosetta is the source of this 1074-nucleotide messenger RNA. RefSeq lists its product as uncharacterized. Lineage: Eukaryota; Choanoflagellata; Craspedida; Salpingoecidae. The record is from RefSeq and is a predicted model, not a curated record. Gene Ontology annotation, cellular component: ciliary basal body; ciliary transition zone. Bases 1 to 1074 code for a protein of 357 amino acids. The transcript has 9 exons. Gene Ontology annotation, biological process: cilium assembly.